CCCAGCGCCUGCCCGGCCGGAGGCUGCCGGAGCGCAGGAGGUGUGGGGGGCGCCCAGAAGGCCUGGAGCUCCGCGCGGGUCCCCUGGAGACGACGACGACGACGAAGCCGCCUCUGCUAGGCCCUGCUCCAGCCGGCGGAGUCCUCCCGCGCGCCCAGGAGAGCCCAGGCGGUCAGCCCCACUGUGCGCCAGGCGACGAGCGCGGAACCAUGCCGGUGUUGGACCAGGCGUUUGUGACGCUGGCCACCAAUGACACGUACUGCCAGGGCGCUCUGGUGCUGGGACAGUCGCUGAGGACGCAGCGGGCGACCAGGAAGCUGGUGGUUCUCAUCACCUCACAGGUGUCCAGCCUGCUCAGGGUUAUCCUGUCGAAAGUGUUUGAUGAGGUGAUCGAGGUGAGCCUGAUGGACAGUGCAAACUACAGCCACCUGGCCUUUCUGAAGAGGCCCGAGCUGGGGGUCACCCUCACCAAGCUUCACUGUUGGACCCUCACCCAUUACAGCAAGUGCGUCUUCCUGGAUGCAGAUACUCUGGUGCUGUCCAAUAUCGAUGAGCUGUUUGACAGGGCGGAGUUUUCCGCAGCCCCGGAUCCCGGGUGGCCGGACUGCUUCAACAGCGGUGUCUUUGUCUUCCAACCGUCUCUUGAGACACACGGCCUCUUGCUGCGACAUGCCGUGGACCACGGCAGCUUUGACGGGGCAGAUCAAGGCUUACUGAACAGUUUCUUCAGUAGCUGGUCCACAGCAGACAUCCACAAGCACUUACCGUUCAUCUACAACUUGAGCAGUAACACGGCAUACACCUACAGCCCCGCCUUCAAACGAUUCGGCUCGAGUGCAAAGGUCGUGCACUUUCUGGGACCCACAAAGCCAUGGAACUAUAAGUACAAUCCGCAGACGGGCUCGGUGUUGGAGGACGGCUCCGGGUUGGGGACCCAGCACCAGACGUCCUUCCUCAACCUGUGGUGGACAGUCUACCAGCACAGCGUCCUGCCUCUUUACAAGAGCUUCCGGGAUGCGGGAGAACACGUGGCUCCAGGACAUGCCACUGGCGUCGGGGAGCCGUGUGCAGAGUCAGCAGGGUCCAGCCAGCCUUGGCCAGCUGAGGGCCCUUCGGAGGAGACGGUGGUCAUGGAGGACAUCCCACCUUCCCCCAAGGGAUGCCGUUCGGAGGACACGAUAGGGUGGCCUGAACUUGAGACUUCCGCUGGAGUGAGGUGUGACCCAUUAUCACCACCCUCCCCCCAAUGUGCAGACUCCACAGAGACCCAGACCACCUCGCGGCCUGCGGAUAAAGCAGAAAGUGGCCCGUCUGUGGAAGCCGUGGAACCGAGCCAGGAGCCCCCUGUGGAUGUCACCGGGGACCCCAGUCCUCAGGAUGCUCUGGAGGUUGACCUGGCCGUCUCCGUUUUCGAGAUUUCCAUCGAAGAGAAGGUCAAGGCCCCGAGUCCUGAGGAGGAAAGGAGACACUGGGAGGAGGGACGCAUCGAUUACAUGGGGAAGGACGCGUUCGCCCGCAUCCAGGAGAAGCUGGACCGGUUUCUGCAGUAACCUGACCGGUUGUGUUGCUCCGUGUGUGGUUAUAGACGGUGCUGUUGCAUGGUCCCGUUGCCUGGACAUCUCCUUCCGGCCCUUCAGAGGGAACAGGUGUUCAACCAUGUGCCUCUAUUUAGGGCUGACCAGCCUGAGUGCCUCAAAAAAAUAAUGUAGACCAUCCAAAACCCAGCUUGAAGCCCUCCCUGCCGCCCCCGCCGAUCCAAGCUCUCCAUGCCUUCUUGGCUGCCCCCCACUUUCAGCACAUGGGAGCGGCAAUAAACUUCUGGUAGACCCUUAUUCGUGCUCCCUGGUCUUGCCCCAAGGAGCUCCGAGAUGCUGCCUUGGGCAGGUGCUACCGUAUCUGUCCUAUGUAGCGUUAGACGUCACUGCGCGUUGUCUUCUGCCCCGAAGCUAAUGACACCGGUAUACCCGUUCAGGAACCCUCGAGGGUGGAAAGUCCUUUCCUUGAGGAUUAGGUAGACGUUCAGGCAUCUUGAGGGUGAGUCUCACGUAGACUUUGCAGAGCGCGUCUGAGAAACACCGCAGCUGUUUCUCUUCUGGAAAACCCAACUGGACCGCCACGUGCCAUUGACUGACGCCCAAUUUGGGAGACGCUGGAGAUGAUGUGGAAGGAAGAUUCUAGCUGGCUUGCGGCAGGGAGCGUCAUCUCAGUUUGGAAGAACCAAGGGUUUAGUCCCGGUGGUUCUGGCGACACCUUGCUCACGCUAAGAGAAUCUCCAGAGGUUCUUGUCCUUGUUUAGAGGCAGAUCCAUUUGUGGUGUGUCCCACGUGACUGCUCGUUGCCGGAUAUCACUACCUCAGCCUGAAUAACGGGUCAAGUCAGCACGUUUCCAAACCAUUUCAACACCGCUGUUUUGGGGACAGUUCUCAGUUGUUUGAGACUGGACCACGUGGUGAUGGUUAUGUCAUAUCCCUGUGGGUGUGUCUGGCCAGAGUUUCCAUCCUGUCAAGCAGGUGAGCCCUUGGCUAGCGGAAUCUGGGCGCGUCCGUGACAUCAGUUGUGGUGACAGCUUUUGCACGAUGUGAGUGACGGAGGGUUUGCUUCCUUCAGCUCUGGGAGGCAGUCUUGGCUGACAUCACACACAUGAUGCUCCCGCGGCUAAUUGAAGAUAGCCAUUGGGAUAUAGCCUUAGAGGGACUGGGUUGGGACGGUACUCAGCCGUCCGAGUAACACGGUACAGUUAUUCUGGGGAAAGGCUGGUGCUGUGUGCUGUGGUGUUGGGUUACAAAGAACAGGAGCCCAAGUCUGACAUACUUCAGGAGGAGCCCAGAUGAUGAAUAUUUGAGUCUGGCGUAGCUUCUGUGGGGAAGAGAACUCCUGUUUCUGGACAGUGGUUCAUUGGCUUAAGAUACACGCUCGACGAAGACUUCUGUUAGGCAUUCUGGUCUGCUCACGCAUUUCAAUUAAAAAUUUAAAACAGCAA
Lynx canadensis (Canada lynx) is the source of this 2980-nucleotide messenger RNA. It is a transcript of the gene GYG2, whose product is annotated as glycogenin 2. Gene Ontology annotation, molecular function: glycosyltransferase activity. Bases 210 to 1550 code for a protein of 446 amino acids. Gene Ontology annotation, cellular component: cytoplasm. The transcript has 11 exons. The record is from RefSeq and is a predicted model, not a curated record. NCBI's taxonomy places the organism in Eukaryota, Metazoa, Chordata, Mammalia, Carnivora, Felidae.